This is a messenger RNA of Terrapene triunguis (Three-toed box turtle), 717 nucleotides long. RefSeq names its product butyrophilin subfamily 3 member A2-like. Gene Ontology annotation, cellular component: external side of plasma membrane. Bases 16 to 717 code for a protein of 233 amino acids. NCBI's taxonomy places the organism in Eukaryota, Metazoa, Chordata, Testudines, Emydidae. Gene Ontology annotation, molecular function: signaling receptor binding. The transcript has 4 exons. The record is from RefSeq and is a predicted model, not a curated record. Gene Ontology annotation, biological process: T cell receptor signaling pathway; regulation of cytokine production.
CACCUCUCCCCCAGGAUGAGCGCUGAGACCAUGGAGGUAAGAUGGUUCCGAUCCCAGUAUUCGCCAGUGGUGCACCUGUACUGUGAUGGGCAGGAUCAGUACAGACAGCAGAUGCCGGAAUAUGGAGGGAGAACUGAGCUCUCGAAAGACGACCUCACCAAUGGGAGAGUUUCCCUGAGAAUACGCGAUAUCCGACCUUCCGAUGAUGGGCAGUACACGUGUCUUUUUCAGUCCGGUGACUCUUCUGAAGAAGCUUUAUUGGAACUACAAGUGGCAGGUUUGGGCUCUGCUCCUGGCAUCUCUGUGGAGGGACAUCAGGACAGAGGGAUCCGGGUGGUGUGUCGAUCACCCGGAUGGUACCCACAGCCCGAGGCUCAGUGGAGAGAUCUCCAGGGGCAGCUCUUACCAUCAGCCUCUGAAAACAUAUCCCGAGAGGCCGAUGGCCUGUUUCAAGCAGAGAUUGCUAUUGUUCUAACAGAAGAGUCCAACCAGAAAGUGUCCUGCUGUGUCAGGAGCCCCCGACUCGACCAGGAGAGAGAGUCAGCGAUUUCCAUAGCAGAGCUGUUUUUCCCGAGGGUCAGUCGCUGGAGGGUGGCUCUGGGGGUGAUCCUGCCUCUCCAGGCUGUUCUCAUUGUCCUGGCCGGUUACUGCUUCUGGAGGCAACACAGAGCGAAAGAGACACUGCGAUCUAAACUGGAGAGUGAGAAAGGUCAGUGA